This is a messenger RNA of Cooperia oncophora, 777 nucleotides long. NCBI's taxonomy places the organism in Eukaryota, Metazoa, Nematoda, Chromadorea, Rhabditida, Trichostrongylidae. The record is from the annotation of a GenBank genome assembly.
AUGGAACGUUCACACGAAGUUUUCAAUAGUCUAGUUGUUUCAGGAAAUGUGUUUGUGGUAUUGGCGGUAGUAUCACAGUCACAACUCAGAAGUACCACUGAUUACCUCAUAUCGUCGCUGGCCAUGGCCGACUUGCUCAUCAUCAUCUUCUGCCUUCCAACCACAUUGCUCAACAAUAUUUUAACAGAUUGGCAACUCGGCGCUUUAUUUUGUAAAUUAUCCACAUGGAUAAAUGCGACAACAUCGUGUGCUUCCAUUUAUACUCUUGUUGCAGUAACAGCUGAUCGAUACUUGGCAAUUUGCCAUACGCUUAAGUAUACACAGUGGGAAGCUGGGUACACAUUGUACGCGAUUGCUGGCAUUUGGAUUGUUAGUGGAUCGCUGGCAACUCCCAGCUUGUAUGGCUACGAUGAGAUCUACUUUGAAUACGGUAACAACACGGUAUGCGUGUGUGCGUCGAGGACGAAUGAGAAGUUGCAAUUCGUGGUAGUUAACCUGAUUCUGGCCUUCAUCGUUCCAUUUGCGCUCAUCUCCGUUUCCUAUACGAAGAUCUUCUACACCGUGUCAAAUCAUCGAAGUCUCGCCGUCGAUGCUCAUAUCCGCGAUGAACGCAUCAAGCUGCGGGUGGCAACAAUGAUGUUGACGGUCAUCGUAGUUUUCGCACUGUGUUGGCUGCCCUUGUACGGCAUCUAUACGUACUUCUUUUUCUUUGCCGACAACGACUCCUACGUUUUCAUGCUUGCGUCCCAGGUGAGCAUGCUUUUUUCACCUAAAUAA